Molecule: messenger RNA, 851 nt
Organism: Rana temporaria (common frog)
Lineage: Eukaryota; Metazoa; Chordata; Amphibia; Anura; Ranidae
Exons: 6
Coding region: 156-611 (151 amino acids)
Source: RefSeq, a predicted model, not a curated record
AGUACUAACCCAGGGGCUGCUAAUAGGUGGCUGUUCCAUUCUCUCCCUGGUGAUUGCUUGUGUUUGCCUCAUAAACCAACUCUGUUAUCAGCUCUUCUGUCCGGGAGGGAAGCCUGUGAUUUCAAGUGCUCCACAGCUUCAAGAACAAGGCAGAGAUGUUUAUAAGGGUCCUCUAUGGAGAUAGUGAAGAAAUGCUGUUUAAUAUUAACUGCAAGGUGCAACUUCUGCUGGAAGGUAUCAAGAGCGGCUGCCGCUGUGACAAUGAAGGUGAUGUGGAGUUAGCGGAUGAAAGUGGACAAGUGAAAAAUCUGCUGGAAAAUCAGCAGCGCUACGCCAACGAGGUGCUCAGCGAGAGAGAGACCUGUGUGCUGCUUGCUGUAACAAGACUUCAGGAUUCCUCGGAUGUCAUAUUUACACCCUUACUCAACGAUGACAACAUUGUGAACUCUAAAUUUCUUGCAAAAUUAGGAAACUGGGGAGAAUCCAAGGAUUCAAGUCGCAAGCCGAAAUCUAAAAAGUCCAAUCGAAAAAGCACAGUGGUGAUUUCCACCCCUCCGGAUUUGACUGCAAAACAGAACACACCUAUACGAAAACGGUCAAUAAAGCCAUGAGAAAGCGUGUCACACUAGAGAACCCGAUAAACCUCUGUCAGACCAUGAAGUGACAUUGAGCUCUCGACAUCAACCUAUACCACCAUCCCAAUCCUGAGAGCUUCCCCCAUUGCUUUUUAUCUAUUCCAUAUCAUCAUAUAAAUGUGUUAUUUCUACAGCUGGAUCCAGGAUAACCAAUGGGCUUCUGCUCUGAAACCACUGCUACAAUUUCAGUAAUAUGAAUUUGAAUUGUGAAAGCUU